This is a messenger RNA of Yarrowia lipolytica CLIB122, 1902 nucleotides long. RefSeq lists its product as uncharacterized. The record is from RefSeq and is a predicted model, not a curated record. Lineage: Eukaryota; Fungi; Ascomycota; Dipodascomycetes; Dipodascales. Gene Ontology annotation, molecular function: phosphoric diester hydrolase activity.
AUGAAACUCGACAUCUUCGCUAGAGCUCUAGGAGUGGCUAGUCUCUUCUCCCGAGACCUGACUGUCCCUAACCUACCCAACGACAAGCUCAUGGAAUGGGGUGAGACCGAGGCCACCAAGAUCUUUGACCAGGAUCUGUCUUCCUGUGACAAGUGCCGACAGGCUCUUGAUCUGGGUAAGAAGUUUGCUCUCAAGAACCGAGACCUGACUCCCAGGUUGCUUGUCAAGCUGUGUCAGAAGUACAACUUCACUGCCGAUUGUGAUACUUGGCAAGGAGAUGUCAUCACUCGAGGAGGUAAAGGAAAACAUGCUGCCAACGUCAUGACUCUUCUCGAUCCCUAUGGAGAUGAUGGCCAGGCUGUGUGUGCCGAGUUUGUCAAGAUCAAGGGCAAGGCUGCUUGCAAGUACCCUGAUACCCCCAAGUUUGAUAUUUCCUCUUGGUGGCCCGCAAAGCCCCAGAACCCCAACAUUCCCAAGAGUGAGGGAAAGACCUUCAAUGCUGCUCAUGUUUCUGAUUUCCACAUUGAUUUGCGAUACACAAUUGGCGCUGAAGCCGACUGUGACAAGGGCAUGUGUUGCACUCCUGUUGUGGAGAACAAGAAGGCCAAGGCAGCUGGUCUAAGUCCCCUUGUACCUGCCCAGAAACAGGGUACCUACAAGUGCGAUUCUCCCGAGGUUCUUCUGGACAAGGGAAUGCAGAGUGUGGGUACCCUUGCCGCUGUUAAGGACUUCGAAUUUGCCAUUUUCACCGGAGAUAUGGUGUCACACGAUCUAGAUGAGUGGCUUUCAUUUGCUCAUACGUUUCAGUCCGAGGAAGAGUGUUAUUAUCUCAUGAAGAAGCAUCUCAAGGAUGUCCCAAUGUACCCUACCUUUGGAAACCACGACUCGUAUCCCUACGCUCAGCUUGCACAGAACAAGUCCGGAUACGCUGGAGACUUCACCUGGAAUGCCGAGCUGAGCGCUGCUCUGUGGCAGGAUUUUGGCUGGAUAGACGAAGAGACUGAGAAGCAGGCUGCUCACACUUAUGGAUCGUUUGCAGUGACAACCAAGCGAGGUCUGCGAGUCAUUUCCGUUGAUUCCAAUUUUUGGUACAAGGCCAACCUUUACAACUGGUGGAACAUCAGUGACCCUGAUCCGUCUGGGACCUUCAAGUGGAUUGUCAGCGAGCUUCUGGAGUGUGAGAAAAAGGGACAGAAAGCCUGGCUGCUUGCCCAUGUUCCUACCGGUACUGCUGCCGCUGCUACUCCUUGGUCUGCUGAGAUUAUGCGACAGAUCAUUGUUCGGUUCUCUCCUCAUGUUUUGGCUUCUGUAUUCUACGGCCAUACACACGCUGAUCAGUUCACGGUGUACUAUGAUGGUGAGUCUGAUAAGGACAUUGUUUCGGAAGAGAGUGCUCUUCAGAUAGGAUGGAUUGUGCAGUCUCUCACUCCCAUGAACAACUACAAUCCCGGUUGGAGAUACUACGAGGUUGACACCAAAACCUUUGAGAUCAUGGACUCCCGAAACUACUAUACCAAGCUCAACGAGACUUUCGACUUCGACAUGAGGUACGGUAAGAAUGUGACAACCAAUGGCUUUGAGCAUCUUGAGUAUCCUGCCCAUACUCCUCAAAAUAUGACCUGGGAAUUUGAAUACUCUGCUCGUGACGCGUAUGACCCUGACCACACUUGGCCCAAGAAUGCCCCCUUGAACGGUACUUUCUGGCACAGAGCGGCCAGGAACAUUGUUACCCGAGCCAACCAGACUCAGCUCUACUAUGACCAUUACUACCGAAAGUCGCCUUUUGUCAAGCAGGAUUGCGAUGGAAAGUGUGUCAAGAAUCUCUACUGUUCUUUUGUCACCAGUACCAACGACCAGCUUGCUCGAUGCAAGAAGCUGAAGGAGAUUCCCCAUAUGGAGUAA